Molecule: messenger RNA, 1385 nt
Organism: Penaeus monodon (black tiger shrimp)
Lineage: Eukaryota; Metazoa; Arthropoda; Malacostraca; Decapoda; Penaeidae
Product: serine-rich adhesin for platelets-like
Source: RefSeq, a predicted model, not a curated record
GCGGAAGACUCCAAGACGACCAAAAAAACGACCUGUGGAAGCCGCCCCCUGUACGCUAUGAUAUCGUCGCCAUCGCCGCCGUCAGGCACGAAACCCCGCACAUCUACGACGAUCCGAUUGCAAUUAGACCACAUCAAGAUAACGACGAAAAUGAAGAAGACAACGAUAGUGAUAUUGUUAAAGUUAUCCCUGAAAUCAAGCAGUACCCCACGUUUUCUCUGACUGCCGCAGACUGGGACUUCCGCAAUAAAUCCUUUUCGUGGCAUCUGCCCAACUCCAGGCUGCUGCGGACCAAGUCAGACGUCCGUUCGCCCAACCGAGGCUCUCCCAGGAAGCCCCUCAGGGUCGAGUCUCCGAAGCUGCCCAGUGAGGAGAGCCACGGGGAGAAAAAUGUCGGCGAGGUCGACAUCUCCGGCGUAAACGGUCCCGGGAGGAGGUCGAAGGCCUCGUCGAACGUGGAAUUCAGACUGAUCCUCGUUCCAGAAACCAGCAAGAUGCUCCAGGUCGCCCUCGAGCGAGACACGAGGCUUAUAUCUUAUCUGUCCAAAGACUCACCCUCGAACACCUUAUCGAGUCAGAAAUUCCCGACCAUCACAGAAGUGGACGACGAAAUGAAGUGCGUCAGCUCGGACGAAUGCUCCUCUCCUCUAAUCGACAUUGACGAAUCGACGCCGAUGAUCCCCACAAAACGACCAGAAUCCCCAGUUCUCUCAUCCUGCUUGAACAGCGUCGACGUCGGAGCUACGCGGAGGGUCACCUACGCCCUGAAGCCAAUACGGGAGCAUCCGGACGAGGGACUGGCGUCGGCCUUCGAGAACGACGACAGCGACUCGCCUCGCAGAGCGACGUCGCCGAAGCCCCAUGGCGACCUGGCUGCUCCAAGGUGCCUCCAGGGGUCUCCCUCGUGCCCAGCGCCCUCAAAACUCAUGCAAGAGCCGUACAGGAAGAGAGAUCUCAGACCCUCACAACGGCCCCUCGAGCCAGGGACGGGCAGAAGGGGAAGUCCUUCUCUACCUCUGGUGGGGAAGUUAGGGAGACGCCACGCAUUCAGACCCGUGGAUCGGCCCAGCCACGCCCCCCCAGCGCCGCCCGACAAGAGAAGAGCGGAGGAUCAGAUGGCCACUGAAUCCGCCGCCCCCAGCUCCUCGUCAGCGCUAAGAAAGCCCAAGCUCGGCGUCAUGCGAAGAGCGGCGUCAGACGAGCUAGAGAAACCCCGACCUCCCCCCCUGCCGAGGCCGUGAGGAGGUCGCCCUUCAGGAGGAAGUUUCAGGGUCAGAGGCUGAGGCCGCGGAGUGCGCAUGCGCCGAUGACGUCUGGGGCCGAGCACGUCCUCCAGUGUUGCCUCGAGGGCGAGGAGGAGGAGGUGCCCCGACGAGGUCUAUCGG